AUAGAGGUUCAGGGCGGUCAGUUCAUAAUUUGCGCUACUAUGACGAGAACUGAGGGCCAGGGUGAACGUGCCUUAACUGCAGUGAAGGAUACACUCGACGACAUCAAAAGCCGUCCUCAUCGCCAGCAGGUUAUUAUAGGUGUAGGAUCAGGACUACUUGCAGGUUAUAUAUUCGCGAAAAUCGGCAGGGUUGCUGCUCUUCUUUUGGGUGGAAGUCUGAUUGCCUUACAAUGCGCCGUCCAACAAGACGUUAUACGUAUCAAUUGGAGAAAAGUGGAACGUGCUGGUCACCAAAUACAGUCAAACACACCUGCCAUCUUCGAAGACAAGGACUUCCCUGGCAGUGGUUGUGUGCACGUGGCAAUAUGAGAGCGUUUAGAGAGGGACAGCUGACUCUCGGCCGUACCAGGGUAUUUGGGAGCAUCCUACUUAGUAAUCAACAAUUUAAUUGCAACUUGUUCAACACAGGAUGUAAAUGUUUCGAAAAUCUUUAACUGUUUACCUAUGAAUAGCUCCGAAUCGGAAUAAAACAUUCGCUUACUUUUUCUCGGUUAUCAACACCCUCAGUUGCCAUGCUAGUUUAAAGUGAGGACGGGUUUCUUUAUACAUUUACUUAGUUUUGUACAAAUUUGCCCACUAGAUCUUUUUUAAAAUUUCAUUAUAAUUCCUUUACUUUACUUAUUUCUAUGUAAAGCGUGUGUCGAAAAAUAAAGUUAGUCAUACAAGAAAUGUGCAUGUCGUAGAUUGUUGUGAAUCAUUGUCCUUAUAUAUACGUAUUAUUGCUGGUGAUAUGGCUGCUUAUAAUUUUGUCAUCAAAUUUUUCACUAAGCACCAAUUUUUAUUCGUUUUCACUUAUUCCUUUUCUUCAUUUAUUGAUACUCAUGAAUAAUCUUAUCAGUUGAAUGCCAUACCAGUAACUUACUAGUAUCUUCUACUCUUAAUGGCCACGUUUCGCAUCCGUUUAGUGGAACGGAACGAAUCGCCACGCAGUUUACUCGUCCCUUAAUUAAUAGACGGAUAUCUCGCUUUCUCCAUAGGUGACGGAAGUUGGCGAAACCCAAACGAGCUUUUCGAAUCCAUGCAGAGAUUUCGUCAGACACCAACCUAUUAGUGUUGAUCAGACUUCCAACAUAAGUGAAGUUGUCAACGUGUUCGACUACUUCACUCCCUAUCCUAAGUUCAGGUGUUGACACAGGCCAGUCCUGAAGCAAUAACUUGGGUCUAGAGAGGGGAAAGCAUCCCAAACAUUCUAGCAUUGUCGCUCAGUGCUACUGAAAGACUGCACUUUAUCAGCGUCUUCACCAAUCGGGGCUAUGUCAUCUGCGUAUUCUAAGUUGAUAAGUGAACCUCCCGGAAGGAGAUCAAUUCCUGAAAAUUCAGUCUACGAGAACGUUAUUUCCAUCAAUAGGUCUAUGAUAAAGUUAGACAGAAAUGGAGAUAGUAGACAACCUUGCCAAACACCACUUGAGGUUGCAAAAGCAGAUGACAGUUCUCAAUAAGCUCUGACUCGACUAGUAGUGUUCGAGUGAAGAGCCUUCACAAAGUUUAUGUACUUCUGAGGUACGCCUUUCAAUGACAGACACUGCCACAGAACCUCUCGAUCUACAGUCAAAUGCUGCUUUUAAGUCAAGAAAGACCACCAUUGUCGGACGCCGAUAUGUGUGCCUAUGUUCUAGAACCUGACGAAUGGUGAAUAUGUGGUCGAUGCAGCCACGACCAGUUGUGAAGCCAGCUUGAUUCUCUCGUGUUUGCAGUUCACGAGUCAUUUUUAGUCAUCCGAACAUUAUUGAGAGUAGUAUUUUAGAUUCUAUCUUAAACUUAUGGUUAUUACAGGGUGAUUUUGACCCGCUUUUAUAUAUUAGGACAAUCAGUGAUUGUGACCAGCCAGAUGGGAUUAUGUCCAACCCCCAGAUUUUAGCUAAAGCAUUAGUUCGUUCAAUCCUACUUCUAUGGCAGUGAAACAUGGCCGGUAAGAGUAGAUGAUAUUCGUAGGUUACUAGUAUUCGAUCAUAGGUGUCUUCGAAACAUUGCUCGUAUAUCCUGGGACCAUACCGUAAGUAACGCAGUUGUUAGGAAACGGGUACUAGGUAAUGAUGACAAAUCAAUUGAUGCAGUAGUGAAACUUCAUCAGUUGAGAUGGCUGGGACACGUGUUACGUAUGCCCAACCACCGACUGCCUCGACGUGCGAUGUUCAGUGGUAUAGGAGUAGGUUGGAAGAAAGCUUGGGGCGGUCAGACCAAAACAUGGCGCAAAUCCAUAAAGUCACUGACAAGUGGUCUGAGUCACGUUGGUAGGUGAACACUACCUGAUUUGGAUCUGCGAAAUGAUAGCAACCGAUGGUUAGAGACCCUGAAUGACAUGGCUCAAAAUCGUGUGCAAGGGCUCAGUUUCAUUCACUCUUUACAUUCUCUCAAGUUCUAAUCUGAUGAAUUAUUCGUUUCCCUUUUCUUUUUCUCUUUCCAAAUUUAUUUCACUCGAUUAUACUCCUUGUGUAACAUCUUCAAACCGUAAUCUUUCCGACUACUGCUUAUACUUUUACUACCUCUACCACUAUAGGAUUUGAAUCGACAGCUGCAUCUCUGUACUAAUAUGUUAGGGCAACUCGAACUGACGUACGUACGUACGAAGUUCUACGUUGUUACUGACUGACUGACUGAAAGUAUUAGUCAACCUAAUCGCUAAAAUUGGACCACCGUCCCUAAAGACCUCUGGAGCCAAUCCAUCUUAACCAGCUGCUCUCCCUCGUUUCAGAUUAGCUAUAGCUUUCUGAACUUCAGGUAGAGUCGGGGGACCUACUUUAAUGUUCCAUUCACACUGUCGAUGGUACAAGAUUCUAGGUCCUAACCAAGGAGGUCUGCUGGCCGAUUUGACACAGGGUGCAUACGUUGAAGGCUCCAGUAUGUAAUCUGGAGCGAGUUUCCAGUAAACCUGAGACAGUGUAUCGCGCACUAGAAUCGUUGGCUAUGGUGACACUUGAGGAGGAAGACAAAAGAGCAAGUUUAGAGUUGAAAGUCGCGGUAGGAGGAAUAAUAUAAAUUGAACAGGGAGAUUGAUUAUAAACGCAGUGAUUUGGAGUGCCGUUAGUGGUAUGAGUGGGGGGCUAUCACUUCCCGGUUACCCACGCCGUGGAACGGUUCUUCUGGAGGUACCUGAAAAGGAAAUUGGAUUAGAGGUGUUUUCAGUAACGUAAGAGCGUGCCCGCGGUGCCUAAGGGGCAACUGCUUGAGGUCGGUCAUACACGACCUUUUUGUGAGUAAUUUUCUUGUUAGCUCCUUACUUAUUGGAACCUUACCGCUCGAGACGGAUAUCCGUGUGAUAAUGCGAGGUGUGCGUUUUAGGGUUGACGUUUUCUAAUCCCACCCCUUCUAAUGGGAAGGCAGCAUUGCUGUUAUGUUAAAUGUCUGAAGGAAACAUCUUACUGGCGUCACACCUGUGCACAGUCAGCAGUACGACUUCGACCUCAGACCUUGGGUUUGCUGUUUUUAAUCUUGCCACUCUUCAACCGACCUGUUUGGCAUGGUAGAAUCUUGAGGUAGCAGCAAUGAUCGGGACAAAUGUUACCUGAUGUAUGAAAUUGUAAGCAAUUGUCGUUGACUUAGCAAUCCUUUCAUUCACUUUGACUAAUGCUUCCUUAGUGUUGUCGUCUACUUAGACAUUUUUCGUAUUUCUAUUAGGAUGUUCCGCUAACAGCCUCAUGACAGUCGAUUCGGUUUGAACUAUCAAUAGAGACUUAACAACCAUCCAAAGGCUUUGAGUUGCUUAUUAGUGUUUAGUUUUGGCUAUCCAGAACAGUUACCACCUAUGACAAUGACAAAUACCUUAAACUUCCAUGUUAUCUCCAACAGAGUCAUACUGUAGCAUCGACUAUUGGUUUGGAAUCAGGGUUUUCCAACUCCCCUAAAAGGAUGUUCGAACCUACCGACCCGGUUAAAGCGUCAAACAUUUGCUUUUCGUUCUCUCGAUUUCUGAAACAACACCCUCGUCGCAUUUGGGAGCUCACGAUUAUUUCAAGAAGUCGAAAUUGUGAUACAACAAAUUUUUAUACAAUAAAAACUAUAACCUUAGGAUAUAUGAUGAAAAUAAUAAACUAAAAGAGAAGGUAGCUAAUCAGAUAACAGCAAAAGUCAGUAAGGUAAUAUCAAUUCAAAAAUUUAUAACGACCAUUUUAGCACUAAUAAAAUUAAUACGUUCUCAUUGAGUCAUGAACUUUUUAGAACACCUAAACGACUAAUAUACUUAAAAAUAUUGUAUUACUCAUUAUUAUUCACCCUCCCAUUUUCUAGAUUUCUUAAUGUUUCAAUCUUUUACUUGGUGUUAAGAAUGGUGCAUUAAUUUUUGUGUGUAAUAAAAAUUAUUUGGUGUUCAUAGAAUUAGAAUGUUGCUGUGUGUAUACAUGAGUAAAUAAUAAUUUAAAUCAUUUGAGCUUUAAGACAAUUGUGAUUUGGAAAGAUCGGUUUUUUUGUUUUCGGUUCUCCCACUAGUUGACUUGUAGUUGGAAAAAAACUCCACUUUAUAAAACUUUAUUGAAUUCGUGUAUUUGUUAUUCAUCUAUAUGUUUUUCCUACUGUCUCAGUGAACAAUAUAGUGAAAAAAGCUGUCCAAACAUAUUUGUAAGAUAGAUACAAUUAGGAGUAAAAUCAAUGAUAACUGUCACUGGCCUCAUUGUUAUUGUGCGGCGCAUAUGUAUUUAGUGCCUCCUUGUACCAAAUAAAUAUGAAUAAUAAUGUUAAAUAUAAAGCUUUAUAAAACUUUCAACCCAACGUCGUAUGCUAGAAACAACUAAACGUAUAUUUUUGAGGACUCGGAAAUUCUGAACGAAAUCACAAGAAAUACAAUGAGACUACUGCUCUAUUAGAUCAACCAUUCAGCUUUUUAAUAAACUAUAUUGUUUUAUAAAUUUCAAGUCAUUCAUGAAAAAGCCGUUCUACUGUUAACUUCAACUAUCAAAGAUAUUUCGAACUUCGUAGUACAUUAUACUAUUCAAUGUCUACAUCUAUGUUUUUAACAUUAAAUUUAGUAUAUUAUCCAUCGCACUAUAAAACUACACUUCACAGUUGUUUUAAUAAUAUUACAACAUUGAAAAGUGGUGUUCAUCAUUUUGGAUCGUAAUUGUCCCGCGAUUUAAAAAAAACUCAAAUAUGGGGAAAAGUGAUAUUGAUAUGUGCUUAAUCUCUCUCCCUCUCGUUUAUUUAUUUAUUUAAACACAUAAACAUUGGUGCAAGGAAGCAAUAAACAGAUAUGCGCCACAUAAAUCACUCGAUUUGUAUGAGGGCUGGGAUGCUACCCGGGUCCCUAAACCGAAGUAAGUGUUUUCCUUAGUGGACCACACCUCGAGACUUGGACCUGAAGGUCGAAUCCACAUGGCAAUAAAGUAACUUCAGGAGAUGCAGUCCCAUGGUAGCCAGUGACCAACGAUUGGUUCACACGCCAUUUGUUUCCUGUGGGUUUACUGGAGCCCGUGUGCCCCAUUGGUCUAAAAUCAGGGUUAUUUUCCAACUCUCCUAGAUGGACUCUCCAUGUCCAUCAACCCGGCUAAAGCGCCGGACAUUCGCUUCUCUCUCAUUAAAUAUAUAUAUAUAUAUAUAUAUA
Schistosoma margrebowiei is the source of this 5590-nucleotide messenger RNA. NCBI's taxonomy places the organism in Eukaryota, Metazoa, Platyhelminthes, Trematoda, Strigeidida, Schistosomatidae. The record is from the annotation of a GenBank genome assembly.